AUGGCGGAGCUGGAGGACGUGACGCUGGACGGGAGGCCGCUGGACAGCCUACGGGUCACCGAUUUGAGGGCGGCACUGGAGGAGCGAGGACUAGCUAAAAGCGGCCAAAAGAGUACCCUUAUGAAGCGCCUUAAAGGGGCUCUCAUGCUGGAGAACCUCCAGAAGCACUCUACUCCCCACACUGGAUACCAGCCCAAUUCUCAGAUGGGAGAGGAAAUGGGACAAAACAGUUUUAUCAAGCAGUACCUAGAGAAACAGCAGGAGCUCCUUCGACAGCGUCUAGAGAGAGAAGCCCGAGAGGCAGUUGAAACGGAAGAACAUACGCCUGAGUCAGAAGAUGAAGUGAUGCACACUGACAUUGUCCCAGAGCCUCCUGAUCUUCUCCGCUCUGUUCUGAAGAUUCCAGAAGUUGAAAUGACAAAGCGCACACCAAAAAAAUGUCAGCCAGUUUUGGAAGAGCAAGAUGAUUCGGAGGAAGAGCUUCCUACAAAGCGUGAGAGAAGAUCAUCUCGAGUAAAGCAGACUAAAAUACCGAAGCCACCUGCUGUGUUCGUAGAGCCACCACAGGAACAAGAACCACGCAGAACCUCCACAAGGAUGCGCAGGUCUAAAGGAGAUGCACAAUCUACAAAAGAAGCAGAAGAGGUGGGAGCAGAGGAAGAAGGGAUUGAGGAAGACAGGGAGACUAAAUUGGUUAAAGAGGAGGAAGAGAUUCCCAAAAGACGAAGAUCUACAAGAGCAACCACCCCUCAACAGCACAAAAAAUCACCUAUAGUCAAGCGUUCCCCUUCACCUCCUGAGUUAACAGAAACAAAAUCAAAAUCUGCUUCACAGAGUGUGGAAGAAGUACCUGAACAGCGUGUUCCCCCCCUGCUUUCUCAUGAAGGUAUCAAACCUCAUAUGUCUGCUGAAAAACAGAUCUCUGUACCUGAGAAAGCAGUUUCACGUAAGACUUUCCAAACUGAUAGCUCACGGGUUCACAGGUCUCCUCAGAAGUGGGGACGUCAACCCAGAGAGAAGGCAGAUAGUGGUUCAGAUCAGCCAGUUCAUAAGCCAUCAGAUUCAUCUCUUGUAAUCCGUCAAACUGCCAGUUGGCACAAAGAAACUGAAAAAAGCCAGAAAUGCAAGCUGCAGGACCUUCCUAAAAGUGCUGAAAAAGAUGGGAUUGCUGUGAACAUAAUAGGAGGUGUAAGCUCUAAAGAUGUAAAGGCAAGGUCUUUGGUUUUAAUGAGGCCUCCAGUUCGGGCAAAACCUGAAGGGAGGACAGCUUUGGGAGAACAGAGCUUGCAUAUAAUUGAAAAGUCAUCAGGAAGAGGUGUACAGGCCAUGUCCAUAUUGGAGAAAAAAGACCCAGAAUCUCAUACAUGUGCCCAAAAAGAUAGCCUGUCUUUAGAUGUUUCUGCCUCACCUGAGGUUGUACAGUCAAAACGAAUGUCCAUGACUAUUACUGAUGAUGAUGGUUCCUCUGAAGUUGAAAAAGUAAUUUCUCCAGUUUGUCCAACAGGCAUACCAAAAAUUAGACAAUUAAAGAUUAGGAGAUCAGUGGGAUCUAAUGAUCAAUCAGAGUCUGAUACAGCAACAUCCACACAAGAUGUAUCUCUUCAAAGCAAACCUGAAAAGUCAGCACCAGAAGUCUGCCAAAAGCCACUUAAAGUUGUUUCUCAGAGACGCUUACACAGUUUCUCUAAAUUGAAAAAGCUAAAAAUAGGAACACACGGGGAAGUGGAAACACCUCUACAAACAGCUGAAGCAAAAGUGACAUCUCCACUGGAAGUCCCAGAGGCUGGCAAUUUGAAGGUUGCAGGUGCAGACACAAUUGUUCUGGAUUCCAGUGAACUAAUAGAAAAAACAGGUGUUUCAUGUGUAUCUGUUCAAGAGAUAUUCGAGGUAAAAAGUCCCAUCAGCAUGCAUUCUCUCCCUGAUCAUAGAACAAAAGAUGACAUAGUCUUGCUGGACAAGUUAAAGGAGGAACAGCCAUCUGUAGUAACUGUAAGUCCCUCUGAAGGUAAGACUUUUAUGGAGAUACAGAAAGCAGCAGAACUUAAAUCAGAAACAACAGUCUCAUCAGAUGUCCUUGAAACACAAACAUUGGUGAGGUCUGAAAAGAACAGGGAUGUUUUAGAAAAGGAGCCAUUAAUGGCAUUCGAUUAUGGAACCUCUGAAAGUGUCAAAGAAGCUGUAUUGAAUGUUACUUCAGAAGUUGCAUUGUCUCCUCAUAAAGAAACCUGUUCUAAUGAAGACUCUGAACCUACAAUAGCAAAUCAAAGUAACAAAACUCUGGAAGAAAAUGUGGAAUCCCAAAAUGCUUCUGCAUUUGUGUCCCCAUAUGAAGAAUCUGUAAUAAAAAAAGAUUUAGAAACCCCACCAGUUUUACAAGAAGAUCCAAACCUAUUGGCAUUGAAAGAUACAAGUCCUGUAACAACUGAGGAAUCUGUUCCUAUAACAGAAACUGCUAUGAUUCCUACUUUCACCCCUGAAACUUCUAACCUAGUUGCACAAGGAGAGCCUGAAAAAGAUGGAGCAUUUAUUACUGUUCAAGAGACUAAUGAAGAUUCUCUGACAGCUUCUGAAUUGGUGAUACAUGAAAAUGGAAAAUCCCUUAUCACUGAAACUCUUCCUAUAACCGCAAAAGUCCAGAAUAUGCCUAAUUUAAGUCAGAAAGUUGAACAUACCAUAUCAAAUUUGUCCAUUUUGCUAGAUAAUUCAGAUGAUGUCUCUCUGAUACGUUAUCCAGUAGCAGAUGGUUCAAAGGAUGUGACAAGAACUGCUGAAACUGAUAUAUCAGAAGAUACUUUUCUAACUGCUCACAAAGCCAACAUACCUGUAGUUGUCCAUGACGAUUCAGAAAUGGAGAAGACUGAGACAGAAUGCUGCACAAACAAGCAAGAACAUUCUGUAAUAUUUAUUUCAGAAACAAAUGCAGAAACUCCGGAAUCCACUGAACCUGGGAAACAUGCCUUACCUACAACUGCCCAGGAUGCUUUAAAACUGGAGAAAGGGGAGGAUUCUACAGAUCUUCAACAUUCUGAAAUGGUGGGGUCAGACGUCACUGCAGUAAAAACAGAACACGUUCUACUUGCAGAAUCAGAAGAGAUUAGUCUUUCGGCUCUCCAAGGUAUCCCUCAAGUGGUUAAAAAAAUGGACAUCACUAUGAAGGUUCAGGAAGCAUCGGAACUAGAGAAAACAAACAAAACAUUUUCUUCAGAGUUACAAGAAAUAUCUGACGUGCAGGACUCAGAGAUCCCUAAAGAUGAGCAAGCGUUUUUUGCAGUGUCAAAGGAGGCCCCUUCACCUAAUGUCCCUGUUACAUCACAGGAAGUUUUCAUAAAGAAAAGUGAACUCCAUGCACCAGACUUCCAAAAAUAUUCUGAAGUGCUUGACUUGGAGCCUCCUACUGACAAGCAGGAGCCCGCGGAACCUGCAGUAUCAUAUGAAAGGACAACGUCGGCAAUUGAGCAUCUCUCUCACCUUCUUCACAAAACUGACUUUCCAUUAACAGUCCCCCAGGAACGUUUAGAAUUGGACAAAAUUAAAGACUGCACUCCUAUUUUGCAAGAACAUUCUGAUAUAUAUGGUAUAAAAGUCACUACAGAUGCGCUGGAGCCAGCACAACUUACAGUGUCAAAGGAGAGGAUAACUUCAAAUCCUCAGGAUUCUUCUCAAAGUUGUCAGAAAAUAGAUUUGCCCUUAACCGCCCAGGAAGCUUUAGAAUUAAAGGGAAUCAAAGUAUGCUCUGGAGAUUUGCAUGAACGUUCUGAAAUGCAGGCAUUUGAAAUCACUAAUAAUGAAAAGCAGCAUGCACAGCUUGCAGUGUCGGAGGAGAGGCCAAUUUCAGUUGUGCAGGAUUUCACUCUGGUUAGUCAAGAUGCAGACAUCCCUGUAACUUUUGAAAAGAUAUCAGAAUUAGAGAAACAUAAAGAACUCAAUACAAAAUUACAAGAAUCUUCUGAAUUGAUGGAUUUGGAUACCACUAAAGAUGAGCUGGAGCCUUCUCCGCUAGCAAUAUCAGCAGAGGGAACCACUUCAGCUGUUCAGGACAUCUCUCUACAUAGUCAAGAGUCCUCUGUAACUGCCCAGAAAGAAUUAGAAUUAAAAAAAAACGAAGAAUGCCCUGCCAAUUUUCCAGAACACUGUGCAUUGCAGGGUUUGGAGAUCACAGCAGAUGAGCAGGAGGCUGCUCAUCUUGCAGUAUCAAAAGAGAGAACAACUUCAAUAGAUGAAAAUACCUUUAUAUUGGGUCAAAAAAUAAAUAUACCCGUAAUCGCCCAGGAUGCCUUAAAAUUAGAAGGAAACACAGAAUGCUCUGAAAUGCAGAGUUCUGAGUUUGCAAAAGAAAAGCAGGACCAAGCACAACUCACAGUGCCAAAAGAGAGCACAGCUUUAACCCAGGUUAUCUCUAUAAUUAGAGACGAUUUGGUAGCUGACAAGGAAAUCUCAGAAUUAGAGAAAACUGAGGAUCAAUGUGCUCUAGAGGAAUGUAGUGAAAUGUUGGCCUUGAAGAUUGCUAAAGACAACCAGCUGCAAAGUGAAUAUGUAUUAUUAGAGAAAAAUGCAACAGCAAUCCAAGAUGUCACUUUGGCUGUCAACACAAUUGCCCCAGAUGUUUUUGUAGCUGCCCCAGAUCAUUCUGAAGUCCAGAAAGAAGACCAUAAAUGCUCAGGAGAAUAUGGAGAACAUUUAGAAACACAUGCCUCAGAGAUAUUGACAGUAAACCAGCACCCUACUGAACUUGUAAUGUCACAGGAGAGGUCCUCUUUAGAUGUUCAGGGACUACAUGAACACCCUACGGUAGAGGCCAGUGGACUUGUAAUAUCUGAGGAAAGUACCCCUUUAUUUGUCCAGGAACCCUGCAAAUUAGAGAAGGGGGAACCCACUGGAUGUGUAAUAUCGGAGGAGAUCUCUUUAGCUGUCCAAGACACAGAUGCAUCAAACAAGAGUGAAAAAUCUGAGCUUGUAAUAUCAGAGAAAAUUACAUCUUUGAUUGCCAAGGAAGCCUGUGAAUUUGACUGCAGAGAACCCACUGACCUUGUAUUACUAGAAGAAAGAAUUCCCUUAGUCACCCCUGAAGACUGCAGUGGAACUCAGAGAUUGGAAGAGGCACAAGAAAUGAUUGUCAGCUGUGUGUCUCCAUCAGGCAAUACACAAGAAACCCAAAAUAUAAAAUUUGAAUCAAGUUUACAGGAUUUACAGGAUUUAAAAUCUCCCAAAAGUUCAAUUCACAGCCUUGCUCAUACAGACGAAAAAAACACAAUUAGUAAUUCUGCAACAGUUUCAGAAGAAGAGCAGACUUCAAAUGUAGAACUAAUUGAAAAUUCAGCAAAACAAACGUCAACAGAGGAAUUUACCAAAACUAAUUGGGUUCAUGCUGCUGACGAAUCAGGACACAUUUGUAAGAGCCCAGAAAGAAAGGACACAGUUGCAGUACAUGAGGCACUGAUAGACAUGUCUGCAGAAUAUCAUAGUAGAGAAUGUGAGACCAAAUAUUCUCCGGUUCAUCCAACAACUGCUGAUUUACGACCUGAUGAAGAGAAAGAGGUGGCAAGAGUUAUGGAGCAGCAGAAAAAAGAAGAGGAGGAGCCAGAGGAUAUAGUGCGAGAUCCUCCGCGAAGGAGAUCUUCCUCCUCCUCUUCUUCCUCUUCAUCGUCUUCCUCAUCCUCUUCCCGGUUAUCACACUCUUCCUCAUCAUCUCGCUCCAGAAAUAGUUCUUACUCAAAAUCUUCUUCUGAAAAUCGCAAAAGGAAAUCUCGUUCAUCCUCUUCUUCAUCAAGAUCUUCUUCUUCCCACAGUGACAAGGUAACUUCAUGCAGAAGUCCUCCCAGUGUUGAUGCUGUAGACUCCCAGCCUCCCAGAACUCUAGACACUUCUUUUGUAGAAGCAUUGGCACCCUUACCAAAUACCUCUCCACCUCAUUACUCAAAGAUUGUACAUCCGCAGCGAAGCACAUUAAGCCGAUGGGAUUCGACAGCCCUACCAGACCAUAGAGAUCGCAGGCGGUUUCAUGACCCCUCAAAUGAAUCUGAAGAACUAGAACAAGCUAAAAGAAUAAGACUAGAGCCAGAGUCUGAAGAUCAAGACCAAAAAAAUCAGAUCCCUGAUGAGCAGGAGGUGGAAGAGGAGCAGAACCCUGGAGACAGCAAUGUUAUCCACUCUUACAAAAAGAAAUGCAGUAUGACCUCCAAGCUAUGA
Pelobates fuscus (common spadefoot toad) is the source of this 6186-nucleotide messenger RNA. RefSeq names its product microtubule-associated protein futsch-like. Gene Ontology annotation, molecular function: RNA binding. The transcript has 9 exons. The record is from RefSeq and is a predicted model, not a curated record. Gene Ontology annotation, cellular component: ASAP complex; precatalytic spliceosome. Lineage: Eukaryota; Metazoa; Chordata; Amphibia; Anura; Pelobatidae. Gene Ontology annotation, biological process: RNA splicing. Bases 1 to 6186 code for a protein of 2061 amino acids.